Molecule: messenger RNA, 3005 nt
Organism: Melanotaenia boesemani (Boeseman's rainbowfish)
Lineage: Eukaryota; Metazoa; Chordata; Actinopteri; Atheriniformes; Melanotaeniidae
Product: ribose-phosphate pyrophosphokinase 2
Exons: 7
Coding region: 176-1132 (318 amino acids)
Biological process (GO): 5-phosphoribose 1-diphosphate biosynthetic process; purine nucleotide biosynthetic process
Cellular component (GO): cytoplasm; ribose phosphate diphosphokinase complex
Molecular function (GO): ribose phosphate diphosphokinase activity; magnesium ion binding
Source: RefSeq, a predicted model, not a curated record
AGACCUGAUAUUUCCUCUCUACCGACGCUCCUCAGCUCUGCAACAGUGCCAUGCCAGAACCGCAGCAUUAGCAGGCUCGUUUUCCCCCGUCUUCAACACCCUCAAGCGGGGAGGUCCUCUCUCUCCUAUUUUCUUCAUAUUUUUCUCUUCAACUAAGUGCACAAUUUUUUCGGACAUGCCUAACAUCGUGCUUUUCAGCGGGAGCUCCCACCAUGAUUUGUCCCAGAAAGUGGCAGAUCGACUGGGGCUGGAGCUAGGGAAGGUGAUAACGAAGAAGUUCAGCAACCAGGAGACAUGUGUGGAAAUAGGUGAAAGCGUGCGCGGAGAGGAUGUGUACAUCGUGCAGAGCGGCUGCGGGGAAAUCAACGACAACCUGAUGGAGCUGCUAAUUAUGAUCAACGCCUGCAAGAUUGCUUCCUCGUCCCGCGUCACUGCCGUCAUCCCCUGCUUCCCCUACGCCCGGCAGGACAAGAAAGACAAGAGUCGAGCUCCUAUAUCAGCCAAGCUGGUGGCAAACAUGCUGUCUGUGGCUGGUGCAGACCACAUCAUCACCAUGGACCUUCACGCCUCACAGAUCCAGGGCUUUUUUGACAUUGCAGUAGAUAACCUAUAUGCAGAGCCUGCUGUACUGCAGUGGAUCAAAGAAAAUAUUCCUGAGUGGAAGAACUGUAUCAUCGUGUCUCCUGAUGCUGGUGGGGCAAAACGCGUGACGUCCAUCGCAGACCGUCUGAACGUGGACUUUGCCCUCAUCCACAAGGAAAGGAAGAAGGCCAAUGAGGUGGAUCGAAUGGUGCUGGUUGGGGACGUGAAGGACCGCGUGGCCAUCCUGGUGGACGACAUGGCCGACACCUGCGGCACCAUCUGCCAUGCUGCCGACAAGUUAAUCGAUGCCGGCGCUACAAAGGUCUACGCCAUCCUCACACAUGGCAUAUUCUCAGGCCCGGCCAUCUCGCGCAUCAACAACGCCCCGUUUGAGGCCGUGGUGGUAACCAACACCAUCCCACAGGAAGAGAAGAUGAAGGCAUGCCCAAAAAUACAGGUCAUCGACAUCUCCAUGAUCCUGGCAGAGGCCAUCAGGAGAACCCACAACGGUGAAUCUGUGUCGUAUCUGUUCAGCCACGUGCCUCUGUGAAGACCAUCUGCCUGCCCCCACCAAGCCUCCCACCAGGUCACUCGUCUGGCACUUCUGGCUUCACAUUCUGCAGAAAAGGCUCAAAAAGGUCCUGAUGGGUUUCGGCCUAAUACAAGUGACUUUUUAAAAGGUCACACCUACGCAUUGUCAGUGACAUUUUCACCCAGCAAAGUAAAACACUUUUCUCUUUUCAGACCAAGUUUGUAUUUAUGAGCAUCAUCAAUCAUUUCCUGUUUCAUUUUCAGCCCUGAACCAUGAGCCUUCGACCAAAGGGUCCAUUAACGUCACAUCUCUCUUUAUGCUUUUACCUCAAAGAAUUUACUCUAAAUGAAGCAUAUGUCAUGCAUAAGAUUGAGGCUUCUUUCUGCAUUAAAGUAAUUUGAAAUAAAAAUGCUGGAACUCCCCCCAAAUGUUUGUCUUGACAGCUCCUGCAAGUAUUACUAACCUUUAACUCACUAAUAGUCUGACUUGAUUGUAAUAUUUGAAUCUUAUUUUAUCACCAGGCCCCUGACAAUAGUUUGAAAGGUACGCAGCCGUUAUAUAAUUGUGUUGAUGUGACCACAGUUUCAUUUACACUAUUUUUUAAAACUUUUUAUCGUACUUCACCAAAUGUUCUGAUGCAUCUUCUGUAUCAUUUUCUCCCAAAAAGCUACUGUCCCAGCUUAUGGCAACCCUCUGAUUUUUUUUUUUUGUAUUAAAAAUUAGUAAGAUAUGAGGUGUUGUGGGUGCAUUGCCCACAUUCUAAAAAGGUGGAUGAAAUGUGAUCAGGCCCGAAGCUUUUAGUGUUCAGAUUCCAGCCACGAUUUGUCGUAAUGUGUGGUCGUUGUGACAGCUAACAGGUCGCUUCAGUUUAAAUGGAGCAGGUUUCACUGUUCUCCAGAAAGUGGCUUAAACGUGGAUUGAAGAUAAAUGGUUUAUAUAUAUAUAUACAUAUAUAUGUAACACAAAAAGCUGUUCAUUUAAUAAUAAAGCUAUGAAAAUAGAGUGCAGAAGCCAUCUUGGUUGUCUCCAUUUUGCUUCUUCAGCAGACGCAACUCUUGCGAUGCUUUCAGGUUUCCUGCAGCCUGCAUUACCCAUAAUGCAACUUUACAAACUGGGGGUAAUCAUCUCUGGGUGAAUAAUUCUUGUGCCAGUUGAGCUUCAUUUUAGCUCACACUCAGCCUGUUUAAAUUGAAGGAUAAUUCUUUUUUUCCACUUUUAAUUUGGAUAAACAUUUUUGUAAUAAAGUUGAGCAUUCACAACUCUUCUCUCCCUGAUGAUACUCCAAACCAAACUUUGUAAAACUGCCUCAAACAUUCACCUGACUUCAGUGCUCAAAUUCUAGCAAAUAUUUAGUGUAAACUGACCUUUACCAUGCUAAAGCUGAUAUGUCCAAGUGCAAGUGAAUGCAGCAUGCAAUGUACUAAUACAAUAUGAGGGUUCUACAUCAACACUAACAUGUUUUUAUCAUAAUAAAGCAUUCAUACAGCAUCAGCUUCUUACCCACUGCUAUAUGUGUGAUAAUCUGUCCCAACUGUUUACAUUUGAUGAAGAGGAUGUAAAAGUCAAAGUCACCAGAUGUGACCACCAUGCAGUUAAAGCUGAUAUAACUGCUUAUUUGGCUCAAAGUUUUUCUUGUUGUCAGUUAAGUAUUAAUGAUUCACUGCAUAUAAUACAGGAUCAUCCUAAGUAAACAACUGCAUGAAAAAAAGUCGUUUUCUUUCAUAGAUUUGACUUUUUGUUUUAGAUGACCACUUCCAGUUCAUGCUGUUGCUAUCUGAAGGUGCAUCCUAAAUGCAUCUGAGCCCAGAAAAGUUUAUUCACACAGGUUGCUUUUAAAUAGCUUAAUGAUCUGCUCAAUAAUUUGUUGACAAAUAAAUGUUUUCUACCCAUC